AUGCCUAACAGCCAAAACUUGAGCCCUGUAGAACGUGAGCAUCGUAUCAGAAUAUGGUGGUCAAUCUAUAUCCUCGAUCGCUAUUGGGGCUCAAAGUCGGGAUUCCCUAUUCAAAUCCAUGAUGAUGAUAUCCAUGUCGAUUUUCCAUCAGUUUUCACAUUUAAAGAUUACGGCGAACAAUUUUCAGAAGUUACAUAUCAAAUUGCGGCGAUAGAGCUGGCAAAGAUUACUGGGUGCAUGAUGAAAGAGAUUUACACCCAGAAGAAAUCGAGCGAAAACUUCCUGAAGCGUGAGCAACGAAUCUUGAUUUAUUUACAACAGUGGAUCAACUCUCUUCCAGAAUCCCUAAGGAUCUUUACCGAUAAAGCGAAUUCAAAACAUAUAGUACUUUUACACUUACAAUUCAACUAUUGCGUCGUGUUGGCGAUCAGGCCUGUGCUGCUCAAGUUUCUGAAUCAGCACCAAAAGCAUCAGUCUGUCAUGCAUCUAGAUGAAGAGUCCAAACGUAUAUUGAUGACAUUGAGCCAGGCAUGUAUUAACGCUGCACGAUAUUCGUUAAGACUAUGUUUAAAAGAAUGGACAAGUGGAUCACUCGUCAUAUUUGGGUACGCUUUCCCGGCAUUUCUAUUUUCAUCGGGACUAGUCUUGGCUAUAGCAAGUCUCUUGCCUAUGGGCCAUAACAAUGAUUUGGCAGCAUUUGAGACAUCCAUGGAGAUGCUUAAAGUUCUCAAUGAUUCCAAUAACAUAGCUGCGAAGGAUCUGUACGAACACAGUUUGCGAGUUCAGCGAUGCAUCAACAACAGAGAAUCUCUGAAAGAUAUACCUGAACCCAAUAAUAUUGAUGAACCCAGAGAUGUAGCUUCAUCGUUUCAAGAAACAACACACCGUGAGGCAUUGGGCCCGGAGAGGAGUGGGCUCCAACCCUGCCUGGACGAUGUUUCACAGAUGUUGUCUCCCACCUUUGACUUCCAGCACUGCGAAUUCACGACAGAAAUGGUUCUUCAGAGCUCUAUGAUGCAGGACUUCUUGAGCAGGCCCCCUGCAGACAUGGGAUUACUAGAUUUGCCAGAGAUACCAAAUGAGUUUGAUGCGGCAUUUUUAUGGCUUGAUUAUGAUGCAUCGGCUAAUUAA
Molecule: messenger RNA, 1131 nt
Organism: Penicillium angulare
Lineage: Eukaryota; Fungi; Ascomycota; Eurotiomycetes; Eurotiales; Aspergillaceae
Product: fungal specific transcription factor domain-containing protein
Exons: 2
Coding region: 1-1131 (376 amino acids)
Biological process (GO): DNA-templated transcription; positive regulation of transcription by RNA polymerase II
Cellular component (GO): nucleus
Molecular function (GO): zinc ion binding; sequence-specific DNA binding
Source: RefSeq, a predicted model, not a curated record